Molecule: messenger RNA, 963 nt
Organism: Tupaia belangeri chinensis (Chinese tree shrew)
Lineage: Eukaryota; Metazoa; Chordata; Mammalia; Scandentia; Tupaiidae
Product: olfactory receptor 10C1
Exons: 1
Coding region: 1-963 (320 amino acids)
Biological process (GO): G protein-coupled receptor signaling pathway
Cellular component (GO): membrane
Molecular function (GO): G protein-coupled receptor activity; olfactory receptor activity
Source: RefSeq, a predicted model, not a curated record
AUGUCUGGCUCUGAGAUCACAAUGAGUGGAAACUACUCCUUCUGUACCAAAUUCACAUUUGUGGCUUUUUCAUCUCUAGCGGAGUUACAACUUGUACUCUUCGUUGUGUUCUUAAUCAUCUACUUAUUUACUGUGGUUGGAAACCUCAUCAUCAUCUGCCUGAUUUGGGUCACCCCUUCUCUGCGCAUGCCCAUGUAUUUCUUCCUGGUGAACCUUUCCUUUUUGGAGAUGUGUUAUAUCACCAGUGUGGUACCUCAGAUGCUGGUGCACCUGCUGGUGGAGACCAAGACCAUAAGUGUGCGAGGAUGUGCAGCCCAGAUGUAUAUAUUUGCCAUCUUGGGACUGACAGAAUGCUGCCUGCUAGCGGCCAUGGCUUAUGACCGCUUUGUAGCUAUUUGUUAUCCACUGCAUUACACUCUCCUGAUGGGCCCUCGUGUGUGCUUAAAAUUAGCUGCUGCAUCUUGGACCACAGGGGUGGUGGUGGAGUCAGCACAGAUCACAUGGAUCUUCACAUUACCCUUUUGUGGAACGGGAAAGAUUCAGCACUUUUUUUGUGAUAUUAUGCCUGUAGUGAAACUGGCUUGUAUUGAUACCUCCCACAAUGAGAUCGUGAUGUUCGCCAUCUCUGUGCUCUUUAUCAUGAGUCCCUGCUUGCUCAUCCUGUGCUCCUACGUGCGCAUUCUUGUGGCCAUCUUGAAAAUCCCGUCAGCAGCUGGCAGACACAAAGCCUUCUCCACUUGUUCUUCUCAUAUCCUGGUUGUAUCCCUGUUCUAUGGCACUGCCUUGUUCACUUAUCUCCAACCUAAGGCUAUGCACACUCCAGAAACAGACAAAGCCACUGCACUCAUGUACACAGUGGUCACACCUGCUUUGAAUCCUGUUAUCUAUACCUUGAGGAACAAGGAAGUGAAGGAAGCCUUCCGAAGGGUACUACAAAGGAACCCUCUUAGGCAAAUGGGCUAA